AUGGAUUCCAACAUGCCUAUUGCCAUCGUUGGCAUGAGCUGCCGAUUCGCUGGCGACAUCGACAGCCCGUCCAAGCUCUGGGAUCUUUUGGCUCAAGGAAAGAGUGCCUGGUCGGAGAUUCCCAAGGAUCGAUUCAAUAUCGAUGGAUUCCACCACCCCAACUUUGAGAAGCUCAAUGGCACAAACGUAAUAGGAGGCCACUUUAUGAAGGAGGAUAUUGGCCUGUUUGAUGCUCACUUCUUCAAUCUUUCCGCCGAGACUGCUGCUGCGUUGGAUCCCCAGUUUCGUCUACAGCUCGAGUCAACAUAUGAAGCCCUUGAGAGCGCUGGUAUCACUCUUCAGGAUGUGGCUGGCUCCAACACCUCGGUCUACGCCGGCUCCUUCUUCCGGGACUACCAUGAGAGCUUGAUCCGUGACCCUGACACACUCCCCCGCUUCCUCCUCAUGGGCACCGGCGCCGCCAUGGCCUCCAACCGUCUCUCUCACUUCUUCGACCUCCGCGGGCCCAGCAUGUCCGUCGAUACCGGCUGCUCCACCACCCUCACAGCGCUGCACCAGGCUUGCCAGAGCUUGCGUUCGGGCGAAUCCACCAUGUCCAUCGUGGGCGGUGCCAACCUCAUGUUCAACCCCGACAUGUUCCUCGCCAUGUCCUCCAUGACGCUCAUCUCCAAGGACGGCCGAUCGUGGGCCUUUGACAGCCGCGCCAACGGCUACGGGCGCGGUGAAGGUUCCGCAACGGUGAUCCUCAAGCCCCUUGACGCUGCUCUCCGUGACGGCGACCCAAUCCGCGCCAUCAUCCGCGACACCGGCAUCAACCAGGAUGGCAAAACCGAGACCAUCACCACACCCAGCGGCGAGGCACAGGAGGCGCUUAUCCGUGCGUGCUACGAACGCGCCGGUCUCGAUCCGGGACAAACGACGUACUUUGAGGCGCACGGAACCGGUACUCCGACGGGCGAUCCGAUCGAGGUGAAUGCCAUCGCUUCGGUGUUCAAGGGCUCGCGCAAGGGCUCAGGCGAGGAUGCUUUGCUGCGCAUUGGCUCCGUCAAGACCAACAUUGGCCACACUGAGACUGCUUCGGGCGUGGCGGCCAUCAUCAAGGUGGCGUUGGCGCUGGAGAGGAGCCAGAUCCCGCCCAGCGUCAACUUUGAGAAGCCGAAUGCCAAGUUGAGCUUGGACGAGUGGAAGCUGAAAGUCCCCACCGAGCUGGAGGAGUGGGUUGGCACAAAGGACGGCAUCAGGCGUGCGAGCAUUAACAAUUUCGGCUACGGCGGGUCCAAUGCGCACGUUAUUAUGGAGGAUUAUAGCAGCUAUCUCGCUACGGCGCAGCGGACAAAGACGCUGACGAAUGGCGCUGACAGACGCACUAACGGUCACCACCACGCCGAUAGCGGAAUUGUCAUUGAUGACGAUGUCAACAAUGACAACUCCAAGGUCUUCAUCCUUUCCGCCAAAGACGAAAAGGCCACCGAGCGCAUGAUUGCCAACCUCAAGACUUAUCUCCAAUCCCAAAAAUCCAAGAAGCUUUCUACAAUCCAAGAAAAUGCGCUCCUCUCCAACCUCGCCCAUACCCUCUCCGCCCGCCGCACCCUCUUCCCCUGGUCCGCCACCUUCUCCGGCUCCUCCAUCGACUCCCUGAUCCGCACCAUCGACUCAGGUCGUGUCAAGCCCGCCAAAGCCUCUGCCACCGCACCGCGCAUCGGCUUCGUCUUCACCGGCCAAGGCGCCCAAUGGUGGGCCAUGGGCAAGGAGCUUAUUGACGCCUACCCCGUCUUCAAAGCCGCCCUGCUAGCCUGCGAUGUCGAGCUCAAGAAACUCGGUGCCACCUGGAACAUGUGCGAAGAGCUUUCGCGCGAUGCCGAGACCAGUAAUGUCAACAAGCUCGAUUAUAGCACUCCCGUGUGCGUGGCCGUGCAGAUCGCUCUGGUUGAGCUGUUGAAGGCCUGGGGAAUCAGGCCCACGGCUGUCACUUCCCAUUCUUCCGGUGAGAUUGCUGCUGCGUAUGCCGCUGGGGCGCUGGACCUUUCGAGCGCGAUGGCGAUUGCUUUUGCCAGAGGUGGUUUGGCGAGCGAGGGUAACCGCCAGUUCGCGAGGAAGGGUGGUAUGAUGGCUGUUGGACUUGGCAGGGAAGAGGGCGAGAAGUAUCUGCCUCUGGUCACCCAGGGUCAGGUCGUUGUUGCUUGCGAGAACUCACCCACCAGUAUCACCUUGUCUGGUGAUGUUGAGGGCUUGAUCGAGCUGGAGCAAGUCAUGAAGGUGGAGAAUAUCUUUGCUCGCAGACUGAAGGUGGACGCAGCGUGGCAUUCGCAUCACAUGGAGGCUGUCGCUGAUGCGUAUUAUGCCUCUAUGGACAAGAAGGUCAAGCCGGCCAAGGACAAGUUGGAUAUGAUCUUCUCUUCUCCCUGCACCGGCAAGCGGAUGGACAAGGUCAGCGAGAUCGGCAGCCCGGGACACUGGGUGCGCUCACUGACGGGCUGUGUCCGUUUCGUGGAUGCCUUCCGCAGCAUGGUCUUUGCUGAUAAGGAUGCGACGGAGCCGACGGUUGAUAUGGUCAUCGAAGUCGGUCCGCACGCGGCGCUGUCGGGUCCUAUCCAGGAUAUUCUGGCUUUGCCCGAGUUCAAGGGGGUUAACAUCCCCUACGGCAGCUGUUUGAUUCGCAAGAAGAGCGCGGUUGAUACCAUACAGGAUCUCGUCGGUGACCUGGUUCGCAAGGGAUAUCCUGUUAGCCUCAAGGCUGUCAACUUCCCCUUUGGCACCGAGGGUGUCAGGGUGUUGACGGACUUGCCUGCUUAUCCCUGGAAUCACUCGACCAAGCACUGGAUUGAGCCGCGCUUCAACCGUGCUUUGAGACAGCGCUCUGAGGCUCCUCAUGAUUUGCUUGGCUCGCUGGUUCUGGGUUGCGAUCCUGCUGCUCCUACGUGGAGACAUAUUGUCCGUCUUAGUGACCUUCCUUGGGUCAGGGACCAUUGUGUGCAGGGGAACAUGAUCUAUCCCGCUGCGGGAUACAUCGCCAUGGCUGUUGAGGGCGUGCAGCGCUUUGCUUCUCGUCAGGCAGGUGAUAAGAAGAUUGCUGGAUAUCAGCUUCGUGAUGUUGACAUUCUCAAUGCUCUUGUGGUUCCUGAGACCAGCGAGGGCAUUGAGAUGCAGCUUUCUCUUCGCCCUGGCAGCGAGAGGGAUCUUUCGACCAAGGGAUGGACCGAGUUUACUGUUCAGUCUGUUAACUUGGACAACAAGUGGACUGAUCACUGCAAGGGUUUGAUCUCCGUUCACUUCGGUGUUGCUCCCAAGCAUGCUGUUAACCAGCCUACCGCGGACUCUCACUAUCGUAUCUGUAUCAACCCUAAUGAUAUCUGGUCUGGCAUGCGCUCGGGCGGUAUCAACCAUGGUCCCAUCUUCCGCAACAUGAAGAGCAUUCGUACCCGCAGCAAGCAGUCUGUUACCACCUUCACCGUGGCUGAUACCAAGUCUGUUAUGCCCAAGCAGCACGAGAUGGCCCAUGUCAUCCACCCGACCACUUUGGACUCGGUCUUCCAAGCUGCUUACACCGCUGCCCCUGGCGCUGGUGGCAAGAACCAGACCCCCAAGGUCCCUCGUUCCAUCAGCAAGCUCUGGAUUGCCCACGAUAUCAGCAAGCAAGCCGGUCACGACUUCAAGGCCUACGCCAAUCUCGACCACGCCGACGAUCAGUCCACCAAGACCGCUCUCCGCGUCGUUGACGAUGCCGCCGAGGUCUCCACGCCCGUCAUCUCCAUCGACGGCUUCGUCUGCCAAUCCAUCGGCAACGCGCCCACCGCCUCUGACGAGCCCUGGGAAGCCGACAAGUUCACCACCACCCACUGGGCGCCCGACGUGACCUUCCUCAAGGAUAUCUUUCUCAAGAAGCAGCUCGGCAGCCAGAUCACCCCCGAGGAGGCCGAGAUUCUCAUGGACCUCCGCAAGGCCUGCAUGUACUACAUCUACGACGCCCUGCGCGACCUCACGCCCGAGGAUAUGAAGAAGCUGGAGUGGUAUCACAAGAAGUUCUACAUCUGGAUGCGUCUGCAGGCCGACCUCGCCCGCGCCAAUGAGCUCGGGCCUGAUAGCAGCAAGUGGGCCAAUGCCACGCUGAACGAGAAGGCUACUCUGCUCGAAAAGGUCAGGGUUAGCAGCACCAACGGCGAGAUGGUCUACCGCUUGGGACCCCAGAUCGUGCCUAUCUUGAGAGGAGAGAUCACUGCUCUGGAGGUCAUGCUCGAGCAGAACUUGUUGAGCAGGUACUACCUCGAGGGCCUCAAAUGGGGCCGGGCCAACGCCAAGCUGGGCGAGAUGGUCCGUCACUACGCGCACAAGAACCCUCAUGCCAAAAUGAUUGAAAUCGGCGGCGGUACCGGUGGUGCCACGGCUCACGUUCUCAACGCCAUCGGCACUGCAGAGGACGGACUGGGUCCCCGCGCUGCUAGCUACGACUUCACUGACGUGUCGUCCGGUUUCUUCGAAGCGGCCAAGGAAAAGUUCCAGCCGUGGAAGGAUCUCAUGCGCUUCAAGAAGCUCAACAUCGAGCAGGACCCAUCCGCGCAAGGGUUUGAGGAGGGCACAUAUGACGUUGUCAUUGCGUGCCAGGUUCUGCACGCCACUAAGUCCAUGGAUAAUACGAUGCGCAAUGUUCGCAAGCUGCUCAAGCCCGGCGGCAAGCUGUUCAUCAUGGAGACGACCAGGGACCAGAUGGACGUGCAGUUCGUCUUUGGUUUCUUGUCCGGAUGGUGGUUGUCUGAGGAAGAAGAACGCAAGUUCAGCCCGUCGCUUUCGGUGCCCAUGUGGGAUCGUGUCUUGCAUCGCACUGGCUUCCGCGGAGUCGAGGCUGAGAUCAGGGAUGUGGAGCAUGAUGAGCUUUAUGCGUUUAGCGUCAUGAGCUCGACUGCCGCGAUGAGCGCUCCUGUCUUUGACUUUGAUAUCAAGUUCGUCACGGGCAGCAACCAGAUUCCUGAGGUUUGGUUGGACAAGCUUCGGGUGUCGAUCGGCUUGUUGACUUGCUCGGUUCCGACUGUCAAGACUAUUGAGGAGGUUGAGGUGGAUGGGAACGACGUUUGCGUCUUCCUCGAUGAUCCCAAGAACCCCGUCCUGGCCGACCCGAGCAAGGCACAGUUCAGCGGCAUCAAGGACAUGUGCACACGCGCCAAGGGUCUGCUUUGGUUGACGCAGGGCGGUGCGGAUGGGUGUGAGCAGCCUUUGGCUUCUCUCGCUGCUGGAUUCCUCCGCUCGCUGAGACAGGAAUACUCCGGUAAGAGGCUGGGGACACUCGAUCUUGAUUUCACCAAGGAUAUCUGGUCUGAGUCGUCUAUUACUACCAUCACCGAGGUUUUCCGCAAGUUGUUUGAUUACUCGGUCAACGAAACCGGCAGCGACUUUGAGUUUGCCGAGCGCGAGGGCACUGUUAAGAUUCCCAGGUACAUCAAGGACGUGAACCGUAACUCGGCUGUCUUCAAGGAGAAGGAUAUGACUGCCCAGCCCGAAGCGGAGAUGGAGCCCUUCAUCCAACCCGAUCGUCCCUUGCGUCUGACUAUUGGCACCGCUGGGUUGCUCGACACCCUCAAAUUCGUCGAUGACCCUUCGGCCGCUGAUCCUCUGCCCGAGGACUUCGUCGAAGUAGAGCCGCGCGCCUUCGGCGUCAACUUCCGCGACGUCAUGGUAGCCAUGGGCCAGCUCAAGUCAAACACCAUGGGCUACGACUGCGCCGGUGUCAUCACCCGCGUUGGUCCCGCCGCUGCUUCUGAGGGUUACACCGUCGGCGACCGCGUAUCCGUUUUGCUUAGGGGUCACUACGCCAGCAAAUGCCGCAUUCAUUGGACCAGCGCCGUCAAGAUCCCCGACUCCAUGACCUUCGAGACGGCCGCUUCUCUCCCGACGCAAUACGUCGCUGCUUACGUCUCUUUGUACGAUACUGCUCGACUGCAAAAGGGUGAGUAUGUCCUGAUUCAUGCUGCCACCGGUGGAGUGGGACAAGCAGCGGUGAUGAUGGCGCAGCGCGUCGGGGCCGAGGUGUUUGUCACGGUCGGCACGGACGAAAAGAGGGAGUUCGUGAUGAAGCACUACGGUAUUGCGCCCGACCACAUCUUCUCCUCACGCGAUACUUCCUUUGCCGCCGGGGUAAUGGGUAUGACCAAGGGUCGCGGCGUAGACGUCGUUCUCAACUCCCUCGCUGGCACUUUGCUCCAGGAAUCAUUCAACUGCCUUGCGCCCUUCGGCCGCUUCGUAGAGAUUGGCAAGCGCGACUUGGAACAGAACAGUUCCCUGGCAAUGGAAGCGUUUACCCGCGCGGUGUCGUACACCAGUAUCGAUGUCAUCACCUAUGGCGAGCACAAGAAGAUGGAGACCAAUCGGAUCAUGAAGGAUAUUAUCCACUUGGUUGGCAACGGGGAAUUGAAGACAGUUGAGCCCAUCACCGUUUACCCCGUGGGAGAGAUCGAGAAGGCGUUCAGGCUGAUGCAAGCUGGUAAACACAUGGGCAAGAUCGUUCUGAGCGCUGGUCAGGAGACGAUGGUUCCCGUUCUUCCCCGCGUCACCACCUCCAACACCGUCUCUUUGCGGUCAGAUGCCUCUUACCUCGUUGUCGGCGGCUUCGGCGGCCUCGGUCGAUCUAUCUGCUCUUACCUCGCCUCGCGCGGGGCCAAGAAUCUUGUGGUUCUUUCGAGAAAUGCCAAAGCCGAUAAGCUUGCCCAGCUGCAGACUGAACUCAAUCAUGUAGCUAAGGGCGUCAAGGUUACUGCUAUCAGCUGUGACAUCUCCAACAUGGCUGUCCUGACAAAAGCCCUUGAUUGUGUGGCAAGGGGAGUCCCACCUAUUAGAGGUAUCAUCCACGGCGGCAUGGAGCUGCGCGACUCGGUGCUUGAACAUAUGAAGGUGGAGGAUCACAAGGCUGCGCUUGCUCCCAAGCUCAACGGCAGCUGGAACUUGCAUCAAUACUUCUCCUCUACUUCUUCCAAGCAAGGAAAGGGGGCACUGGAUUUCUACGUCAUGCUCUCCUCCCUCGUCGGCGUCGUCGGGUUCGCUUCCCAGAGCAAUUACUCAGCAGGCGGUACCUUCCAGGACAGUCUCGCCACGCACCGCGUUGCUAACGGCCUUCCCGGUGUAAGCUUGGAUCUGGCAGUGGUGAAAUCAGUCGGGUACCUCGCUGAUCAUCCUGACUCCGAGAAGACGAUUGAGUCUCUCAAGAGACACGGGUUCACUGCCCUCGCUGAGGACGAAGUCCUCGCCGCCAUCGGCAGUGCCAUCCAAACGCCCUUCGCGGGCCAGUUGACGCUUGGUCUAAACUGUGGACCUACCGGCCAACCUAGCCCUGACGCUCCUCUCGCGCACGACGCCCGUUUCGCUCAGUUAAAGCACAGGGCAGUCAAGACUUCUACCGCACCCACUGCAGCCAGCGGCAACUCGUCAGACCUAUCUUCCCUUUUGGCCAACGCCCAAACCCUAAAAGGUGCUCAAGAGCAUACGCUGGAAGCAAUUACCAAAAAGCUGCAAGACAUUUUCAUGAUCGCCGACGCGUCAGAAAUCAACCCUGAGCUGUCGCCUGCUGAGUUCGGCGUGGAUAGUCUGGUGGCGGUCGAGUUGAGGAAUAUGUUGAGCAUGAAGGCGGGCAGCGAGAUGAGUAUUUUUGAGAUUAUGCAGUGUGGAAGUUUAAGGGGGUUGGCUGGGGUUGUUGUUGGGAAGUCAAGUCAUGUCGAUGCUGGGCUUAAGGAAUAG
This is a messenger RNA of Sordaria macrospora k-hell, 7716 nucleotides long. RefSeq lists its product as uncharacterized. NCBI's taxonomy places the organism in Eukaryota, Fungi, Ascomycota, Sordariomycetes, Sordariales, Sordariaceae. Gene Ontology annotation, molecular function: phosphopantetheine binding; oxidoreductase activity; 3-oxoacyl-[acyl-carrier-protein] synthase activity. The record is from RefSeq and is a predicted model, not a curated record. Gene Ontology annotation, biological process: fatty acid biosynthetic process; secondary metabolite biosynthetic process.